AUCAUAGAAUGGAGAGAAUAGUAUCUUAGAUUAAUUUUAUCAUUCUGAGUUUCAAUCGAAAUUAGACCAAUGAAACUCUAAAUAUGAAAUAUUGUUUCUAAAUUUUUGAUGCAAUUUAUGUGUUACUGCCAAUAUGCCAUCAUCAAUCGGAGAGGCUUCUUCCGAAGCGCAUAAUCCUCGUCCACCACGGCGAGAGAGCCGGAAACAUCGCCGAGCCUUUUCCAGGAGCAGAAUCAUCGGCAAUGUCACAGGAUUUCGGCAAUUUUCAGGUGAUCAAGGAGAUAAGGUAGAGGUUUGUGAGGUUCUUCUAUCGCUUUCCCGAGGGCGAGUCCGCCGUCGAUGUUUUCGAUAGCGAUUCGAGUAUGUUUCCACUCAACUUUAAUAUUUUAACUCAUAUUUUGCUCUUGGAAUUUUUUUCUUCCGUUUUGUUGUUUUUUUGCGCAUUUGAUUUGAUUAAAGUUGUUGCCUCUGCAAUUAUUAAACAGUGAUUACAUUUUUUUCACUUUUUGUCCUCUUCGUGGAAAGUUACAUUCUCUAUUCGUUAUGAAGAUUGGGAGUAUUUCAACCAUAAUCUAAGCUUUCGAUUAUUAUGACAAGUUGAUGCCGUUCUUUGUUUUAUUAGAAAUAUCUCCCGAUUCUCAUGCUAGGCUUAGACAAGGAGAUAGAAUUGCCUGAUGAACUUAUUUUAACCAGUCAUUGUUCUUCCAUGGAUUGUAUACAGUAGACAGAAAACUGGUGCUGCAUUUGGAAGUUCGAUAGAAGUCAUGCUGGUAACCCUAAACUGCAGUGAUUGCUGUGUUAAAUUGAAUUUGGCAUAUCCACACAGAUUCUCUUCAGUAAUGUUAAAGGUUUACUUUCUCAGUUGUUUGGCAUGUCCCUUACUCUGGCAUGACAAAAAAAUUAAGGCAAGAAAAACUGGGUUGGAAAAUGUGAAAAACGGAGUCCUUGAUUCUACAAAAUAAAAUUCCUAUGAGAAUCCAUAUUGACAUAUUUCAUCUAACUCCACAUCUAUAUUGGUUUGCUUUUGGUGUUGACAAACUUAUCGUUGAGUUAUUAGGUAUGUAUUAUUAGGGUAGUCUUUCUCUCGAAAUGAUUUCUUGUUAUGAUCUGUUAAUUGUGUACAAGUUCAUUCUCCACAUGUUCUCUCAUAUAUGUGUGAGAGUGGUGUGCUUCAUUGCAUUAUGUGUACUUUUUGUUGUUAAUGGGGAGAAUGAAAAGUUGGGGAAGAAAAGAUAAGAAAGGAAGAAGAGGGUUCACUGUUGAGUGGGUGGGUAGGCUGCAGUUAUUGGCUGCAGAGGGGAUAAAAAGGAAUGUGGAGGACCAGGGAGAGGCUUUGUUGGGCAGUGACCAGUGGGUACUGACAGCUUGAAGCAAAAAGAUGACAAAGAAGGAUAAUUAAAAAGAAAGAGAACAGAAACGCAAAAAAAAGUAUAAACAUAUUAUAAUCAUGAUCACUUGAUUUUUAUGUGUUGUUUCAUUUCCCCUCUGCUACUUGAAUCAUCUAUCUAGCCACCCCAGAAAACAAGAGCGGACCGUGACUCAAUAUUUAUGAUUUUAAGGUGAUUGUGCAGACUGCAGAGGAUUCCGUUGUUGUCUUUUGAGUUGCACCAGUAAAAUAGUGCCAUUAUUUUGUAUAUUCUCAGAAGACGCCAGCGGUUUGCAAAAAUGAUACUGAUUAUCUUGUUUCUUUUGCACCUGUGAUACAUGAAAUUAAAGAAUCUCUCACAAUGUGCAUGUUUUCUUGAAUCCUAUGGAGGGACAUAAAUAUGAACAGGCUCCAUUGCAACCAACUGACGACUCUAACCUUGUUAUCAUAUCACACGGACUUGCAAUUCAUGUGUUUCUUAUGAAGUUGUUUAAAUUGACAGUCAAGCAAUUUGAGCUCUUGAAUAACCUUCGGGAUUGCGAGUUCCAAGUAAUGCAGCUAGGAGAUGGCGGAGAAUACAGUCUCGCGGUCCAACACAGUGAUAAACAAAUCCGAGAGUGGGGAUUAUCCCCUGAUAUGAUUGCAGACCAGCAGUGGCAAUCUGAAGCUAACAAGGGUGGGUGACUGGAACGACAGGCAUCUCGACAGGUAAUUUAAUAUUCGAUUUGUGUGUAAAAGAUAUUUGUUUGAAGGUGUUGUAGGGAAGAAUAAAAAUUUUGUCAUGGACUGCCAGUUGUUAAUAUCUUGAAACUGUUAUCCUGUCUGGUUCUCGUUUCCCCCAAAAGGAAUCUGAAAAUCUGAUGUGAUAACAUUUAUGUGGGAGAGGGAUCAAUAGGAAUCAAUUAUUAGUAACCAACAGACAAAAAUGCAAGGCUAUCCCACUGGUGUGAGACAGAGACUUGACCUUGCAUGAUACAAAAGAGGAGACAAAUUCAAGUACAUUCACCUUUUCAUUACUCACGAGAUAUGUUAUCCAAACAAAGAAUCGACUCUACUCAUUGUGUGUGUUUGUGGCCUUCACUGCCAUUAAACAUUCUGCACAUAAUUAAUAACUCUACUCAAAUCUCUCAUGAUGGACUCGCCCCAAUCCCACGGGCAACACCAUGAGAUAAUCCCGUCGUCGUCCCUCCUCAUUAUAGUUGUUCCCGUCAUCAUUGUAGUCCUCCUCGUCGCUAUACUACUCCUGGCUGCGAUGCUCCGCCGCCUCCACUCCUCCAGAGCCAACAGCAGCAGCAGCGCCGCCUCGAGUAAGAGGGUGGUCCACAACAGCAAUUGCAUGUUCAUUGGUCACAGCACCAUCAACUUAGAUCCCUCUUCAGAUGUCAGCUGCAUAUACGGAAACAGGCCGCAGAUGCGAGGGUACCAGGUGCAGGUAUUCACUCUCAAGGAGGCCGAGAAGGCCACCAACAACUUCUGCGACGCCAACAUGAUAUGGACGGACGUGUACAGAGGGGUGCUCCGCGACGGCACCCCUGCGGCCAUCAAGAUCCUCCGCGGCACUGGUAGGUCCGCAGAGCGAGCUUUCCGUUCCCACGUAGAGCUGUUGUGCCGUGUGCGGUGUUCGUACAUAAGGGAGCUGUUGGGGUACUGUGCUGAUGAGGAGAAGAGGUUGUUGGUGCUGGAGUACAUGGCUAAUGGGUCUCUAGCAGAUCAUCUUCGGCGUGGGACGUUGAAAUGGGGCACUCGGUUAAAGAUUGCUCUCGAUUGUGGUCGAGCUUUGGAGUAUCUCCAUGAGCACAUGAGCCCUUCCAUCAUCCACCGCAAUAUCAGAUCCACCACCAUUCUCUUGGAUCACACCUUCACUGCUAAACUUUCGGGUUUCGGUCUAGCCAAGAUUGGGUCCGACAAACUCAAUGGCCUUGUUUCUACGCGAGUUCUGGGGACCACCGUAUAUUUGGCCCCAGAGUAUGCAUCUACAGGGAAGCUCACCACUAAAUCAGAUGUGUAUAGUUAUGGUGUCAUUCUCUUGGAGCUGUUAACGGGACGCCUGCCUAUCGACACCACCCGCCCUCCUGGGGAACAUCUCCUCGUUUCAUGGGCGCUUCCGCGUUUGACCAAUAGAGAGAAAGUGAUGGAAAUGAUCGACCCAGCCCUACAAGGCCACUACUCCAAGAAAGAUCUUGUUCAAGUGGCUGCAAUAGCAGCUAUGUGUGUGCAGACAGAGGCCGAUUAUAGGCCUCUGAUCACGGACGUGGUCCAGUCGUUGAUGCCCCUAGUGAAGAACCACUCGGUGCCCAGCUCCUCCGGAUUCGCGCACACUCCAAGCCCCAAAUUUUGAAACUACGAGUUCACCAACUAUUUUUACCACUACACACCAAUGUUAUGUUAUGUUGUGAUGCAUAGUUGGAUAGAUACAAAUUGGAUUCUUGCAUAUAUAAAUAUAUAUAUACCGUAAUAACAAGGCACCAAGGUUCCCACUUGGAUGCCUCACUUGCUAACCUUAUGUUUGUGUUUUCACUACAAAUAUGUUCCAUUUGUUGGUCAUCUAUGAGAUGAUGAACUCUUUAUUGAUGGACAUUUCAUCUACAAAUUUGAUUAUUCAAUAAAGUAUAUGAUUAUUCCA
Molecule: messenger RNA, 3989 nt
Organism: Salvia splendens (bonfire salvia)
Lineage: Eukaryota; Viridiplantae; Streptophyta; Magnoliopsida; Lamiales; Lamiaceae
Product: receptor-like serine/threonine-protein kinase ALE2
Exons: 5
Coding region: 2496-3704 (402 amino acids)
Biological process (GO): protein phosphorylation
Molecular function (GO): ATP binding; protein kinase activity
Source: RefSeq, a predicted model, not a curated record